GAGACGCCGAGAUUCAUCCUUCUUCAUCGGCGUUAGCUCUCUUGAUUGAAGAAUCUCUGAAGACGAAAUGGCGUUCUGGUGGCCGCUGAUCGUUCUCGCCUUCGCUUACGCGAUCUGCAGAUUCCUUCUUAUGCUCAUUCCUCCCAACGUUCCCUCCAUUGACGUAGACGCAUCCGAUGUGUUGGCGCAUGGGAAAGAAACGGAGGAGAAUAGCUUCAUCUAUAUUCCUCCAAGAGGACGGAGCCAACAGUCUGACAAAAAAGUUCAAUGCUAUGAACCUGCCACGAUGAAGUAUCUUGGAUAUUUCCCUGCUCUCUCUACUUCUGAGGUUAAGGAGCGAGUGACACUAGCAAGGAAGGCUCAGAAAACAUGGGCUCAAAGUAGCUUCAAGGUGAGAAGGCAGUUCUUGCGGAUUCUUCUCAAGUACAUUAUUGAACACCAAGAGCUUAUAUGCGAAGUCUCGUCACGUGAUACUGGAAAGACUAUGGUUGAUGCGUCCUUGGGCGAGAUCAUGACUACUUGUGAGAAAAUCACUUGGCUUCUUUCCGAGGGGGAACGAUGGUUAAAGCCUGAAUAUCGGUCUUCAGGAAGAGCUAUGCUUCAUAAAGUCUCAAGAGUAGAGUUCCAUCCCCUUGGUGUCAUCGGAGCUAUAGUCCCAUGGAAUUAUCCGUUCCACAAUAUCUUCAACCCUAUGCUGGCUGCAGUCUUCUCAGGGAAUGGUAUUGUUAUUAAGGUUUCAGAGCACGCUAGCUGGUCGGGAUGCUUUUACUUCCGCAUUAUUCAAGCAGCUUUAGCUGCUGUUGGAGCACCUGAAAAUCUAGUCGAUGUGAUAACAGGGUUUGCGGAGACCGGAGAAGCACUUGUCUCAUCUGUUGAUAAAAUGAUAUUUGUUGGAUCUACAGCUGUUGGCAAGAUGAUAAUGAGAAAUGCGGCUGAGACAUUGACACCUGUCACUCUUGAGCUUGGUGGAAAAGAUGCGUUUAUCAUAUGUGAAGACGCCGAUGUCUCCCACGUUGCACAAGUGGCUGUAAGGGGCACUCUUCAGUCCAGCGGGCAAAACUGUGCGGGUGCUGAAAGAUUUUAUGUUCACAAAGACAUAUAUACUGCAUUCAUUACUCAAGUUACCAAGAUUGUGAAGUCCGUUUCUGCUGGUCCUCCUUUAACUGGGAGGUACGACAUGGGCGCUAUAUGUUUGCAAGAGCACUCUGAACACCUACAGAGCCUAGUAAAUGACGCCUUAGACAAAGGAGCAGAAAUUGCCGUUCGUGGAAGCUUUGGUCAUCUGGGUGAGGAUGCAGUCGAUCAGUAUUUUCCUCCAACUGUUCUUAUCAAUGUAAACCACACCAUGAAAAUAAUGAAAGAAGAGGCCUUUGGACCAAUAAUGCCGAUCAUGCAAUUCAGCACCGAUGAUGAGGUCAUCAAGCUAGCGAAUGAUUCACGUUAUGCGCUCGGCUGUGCAGUUUUUUCAGGAAGCCAGCGUCGGGCCAAACAAAUUGCCUCUCAAAUUCAGUGCGGCGUUGCUGCAAUCAAUGACUUUGCAUCAAACUACAUGUGCCAGUCGCUCCCGUUUGGAGGUGUAAAGGAUAGUGGGUUUGGAAGGUUUGCUGGCAUAGAAGGUUUAAGAGCUUGCUGCCUUGUGAAAUCCGUGGUCGAGGAUAGGUUUUGGCCACUCAUCAAAACCAAGAUUCCAAAACCUAUUCAGUACCCGGUAGCAGAAAACGCAUUUGAAUUCCAGGAGGCACUAGUUGAAACCCUUUAUGGACUCAACAUCUGGGACCGACUUAGAUCCCUAAUCGAUGUCCUCAAGUUCCUUACAGAUCAGGGCUCUCACGUGAGCAGAACUAGAAAGAGCCACUAAAUGACCUGGUGACUGAAUAACUUUUUUUACCGUUUCCAUGCAUCAGCUGAGUUGCUAAUUUUGUUUAUUAGUGAGCCUCAGAGAGACUCGUUUUUCCUCGGAAGGUCGAUUUGUGACUUGUCGUUGUGGGACACUUGAAAUCCACUUUUGCGUUUUCUUGUUUAAUAUUAGUUCGUCUAUUCAAUUCUCAUGUCUCUAAUGAGGGAUCAAAAUAACUAUGUUAAAGUCAAUAGUUUCAUUUAGUUAAAUGGCAGAUACGUA
Molecule: messenger RNA, 2119 nt
Organism: Eruca vesicaria subsp. sativa (arugula)
Lineage: Eukaryota; Viridiplantae; Streptophyta; Magnoliopsida; Brassicales; Brassicaceae
Source: the annotation of a GenBank genome assembly